Messenger RNA from Hevea brasiliensis (rubber tree), 1163 nucleotides. RefSeq lists its product as uncharacterized. Gene Ontology annotation, molecular function: protein binding. Bases 75 to 812 code for a protein of 245 amino acids. The record is from RefSeq and is a predicted model, not a curated record. NCBI's taxonomy places the organism in Eukaryota, Viridiplantae, Streptophyta, Magnoliopsida, Malpighiales, Euphorbiaceae. The transcript is spliced from 7 exons.
AAUAAUAAUAAUAAUAAAUAAAUAAACAAAGAAGGAACGGCAGAGCAGAAAGAAAUCAAAUCGAAACAGGAGUGAUGGCAGAUAUGGUAGAGGAAGACAGAAAUCGAAGCAGCAGCAAAAUAGAUAAUUCUGAUGAAAAAAGAAGAAAAGGUGGAGAUGAUGGUGAUGAGAAGAAGAAUUUGGUAGAGAUCAAACUCAAAACCAUUGGCCCUUCUCGUCCAUCUUACCUUCUUGUUCCUUCUCUCAUCAAAGUGCGUGACUUGAGAAAAUUGAUUGCUGAAAACAAUCAUCUACCAAUUGAGAAUUUGAGGCUUAUCUUGCGUGGGAAUGUUUUGCAUGAUAACAGAAAUGAGGACGAAGUACACCUGCAACUCAGUAAUGGUGACUCGCUGAUUGUUGCUGUCAAACCAAAGCCACCAGCUAAACAUCUUCGGGAUGGUUUUGAUUUUGAUGAUGAUGACCUGAAAUUUCAGUUGCCACAGUCAACAAGUCGGUGGAAGAGGAGGCUUUACUAUUUUCUUCAUGAUAAGUUGAAACUUCCAGAUAUCCUCUUGAUGGCGCUUUUCUCUCUCAGUCUAAAAGCAUGGGCUGUGAUUAUUUUGUGGUUCAUUUUGGCACCUGUUGCACACAGAUGGGAUCUUGGACCAGUAUAUAUACUUGGCACAGGAUUUGCCAUUAUUUUCUUUAAUCUUGGACGACGGCAAGCUGGUGAUCUCAGUGCAUAUUCUAUCUUCAAUGAUGACUUCAGGGAGCUUCCUGGGACCCUUAAUGCAGAUCGUAUAGAUAGAGACAUUCGGGCCGGUCAAUUGUGAACUUUUCGCUCAUCAUUCAUUAUUGAAGUGUUUCAGUAUAUAUCCACAGUCUGCAAGAGGUGAUCUCAGUCAUAUACAGUAAGAUGAAAAUGUUUUUGCUUGCCCUGUACAGUAUCUUUAGUUUGUCAUACCCUUUAAAUUGUAACAAUUGAAUUCCUGAUUUUCCAAAGUUAAACCUCCAUUGCACUCGCUCUUAUUAGAAUUUAGAUUUUGGCUUGCUUCAAUAGAACUUUGAUAUCAUAGCAUGUUCUGUAAUUAUGGAAUUAAUUUGUCUGAUAGUUUUGAUGAUCUUUGCCUGAUGUAAACUUGGUAGAUGACAACUUUUAAUCUUAGGUUGAGGAUUUUCCAUGA